Molecule: messenger RNA, 3155 nt
Organism: Anguilla rostrata (American eel)
Lineage: Eukaryota; Metazoa; Chordata; Actinopteri; Anguilliformes; Anguillidae
Product: SLAIN motif-containing protein 1-like
Exons: 10
Coding region: 455-2350 (631 amino acids)
Biological process (GO): positive regulation of microtubule polymerization; cytoplasmic microtubule organization; microtubule nucleation
Cellular component (GO): microtubule plus-end
Source: RefSeq, a predicted model, not a curated record
ACUUAAAAUACAAACAGAUCGAGAAUGGAUAGCCAUCUCACGUCCGAUAUAAAUCAUACUGCAUAAUUAAAGAUUCAACGAGACGCUUAUGUGGACUAACCGCGUUCCUCCAAGAAUGAAACGCUGGACUCGAGCAGUUUGACGCCCGUCUCUCUCACCUGGAGUGAAUUAGCGUGGUCGGAGUGAAUUAGCGUGGUCGGAGCGACCGCGUUCGCGGUUACGGUGUCUGGCUUCGCUCUGAGGGAGGAGACAGCGAGGCGCUUUCUAUUUCAUUGGGCGACGAGCGCAGCAUCUCAAUGCAACACUCCGUCGGGGUCGGAGCAAAAUGAUUCUGUGAAUGCUUAAAUCACAGUCAGGGCACAGAGCAGACUGACAGGAACCUCCAUCCACCAUUUUACCAGUUUUUUUUUUUUUUUUACCAUUACAAAUGGGGUGCAUUUGUAUGCUUUAACCAAUGGAAGCCGCAGUGAUGAAACCUCAAAUGAUGGCGGAUAUCAACUGCAACAAUAACGCUGUGAACGCGGAGCUGGAGGUGAAAAAGCUGCAAGAACUGGUUCGCAAACUGGAGAGACAGAACGAGCAGCUGAGGACCCGGGCGAACGCCGUGAACAGCUGCACCGCCAGUCCCCACAGUCUACAGUCCUCGCCGGCCUGUCUACUCGGGAGUCCCGUCGGAGCAGCCGCUGGCCCGCUCUUCGCGGGGAGUUAUUGUGUCCCAAGCCCGGUACCCACACUCCUGUGCCCGUCCGCUCUGAACCCAUAUUGCGCAUCCGAGGAGCCGUACGCCUACUUCCACCCGCACGCGGCAGCCGAGGCCGAGGCGGAGGACGGCGGCGGCACAGAACCCACGGUCUUUGAUGAGGUUGAGAUAUUAGACCUAGAGUCCAUAUUCCCUUGCAACGAAGAGUCCGAAGAUAUCUGGUUGUACUUGCCUCCGAAGAGCAGGCUUUGGACAGAGCGCUCCCUCAGUCCCCUGCAGUGGUGCAGGCAGGUUCUGGAUAACCCCAGACCGGAGGUGGAGGCUGCCAGACGUUCCCUGGUGCAGAGACUGGAGCAAGCCCACAGGUGGAGGGGUGUCUACUCCAGCCCUGUGAGUCCUGCCCUCCCCUACAGCCCCGUAGCCGGAGUCCCCCCCCUCUGCCACACCUGCAAACCCUCCUCUAAGCCUGCACUAACCCAGCCAUCGCCAGGUAAUACACGCACAGCAUCAUUCCCCCCAUCCAGCCAUUCCCCACCCCAUGUGACUCAGACAGCCAAUGGGAAGGACUCCCCCGGUGUAGGCGAGAGAGCUCCCUCCUUCCUCAAUCACGCCACCCGUCACAGUCGUGGCCAUCGCCGGCCCCCCCUCAGUCCCCAGUCCUCCGUCGACAGCGAGCUGAGCGCCUCGGAGCUGGACGAAGACUCCAUCACCAUGGGCUACAAGCUGCAGGACCUGACGGACGUGCAGGUCAUGGCGAGGCUGCAGGAGGAGAGCCUGCGCCAGGACUACGCCUCCACCUCCAGCUCGGGCUGCCGGCGCAGCUCCAGCUUCUCCCUGCGCUCGGGCCGGUGGGACGUGCUCAGCGAGCAGGACGUGGAGGAGGAAGACGAGGAGUAUGACCAGCUGCCGCCCCCCCAGCCCCGGCUAGCCCGUGGGGGGGGCCUGCAGCGCAGCCUGUCCCACUCACACACCUUCUCCAGCCUGAGGGACUGCCACCGCAGCCCGCCCGCCCCCCAGUACCUCAGCGGUCUGUCCCAGCAGCACUCCAGUCCCCCCACGCCCGGCUGCCUGCCCGAGCCUCACAACAGGGCCCCCGCAGGAUCUGCUGUUUGGAAUCAAGCUGAAUACGAGAAUAAGCUCCGGAGAAGCAUGCCUAACCUGGUGCGAGCUCCCAGCAUGCCGAGCGUGCCGCCCGUCCCGUCCCCUGCCGGUCCGAUGGGCUCCCCCUCCUCCAUCCGCAACAGCCAGAGCUUCGAGUCGUCCAGCGCCCUCACGCGGCUCCAGUCCUCCAUUCCAUCUCCGGGUCAACUCCAGCACAGAGUCCACAGUGUGGGGAACUUCCCAGUGUCGUCGCGGCAACCUCUGAAGGCCACGGCCUACGUCAGCCCCACUGUGCAGGGCAGCAGCACCGUGCCGACCUCCGUCAGCCUGCACUCCAUCUUCAGCAGCAGCAUCCCGCUGCCCAACAAACCCGCCACCCCGGCCACCCCCGGCCGCAGCGCCCUGCCGCGACCCGCCUCCAUCGUGGGGACCAGCGCCAUUCCCCGCAGCAAAAUAGCCCAGCCCGUGCGCAGUUUACUGACGCCCCCAAAAAGCCUGGCCGCCCUCAGUGCCCUGCGGGACAGCAGCUGGAGGGAUGGGUGCUACUGACAGAGGGGGGGCGAGGGGGGGUAGAGACCCUGGCAUUCCCAGGGCCCAGCUGGCUGGGCCUGCUGAUGGGACGGCCUCAGUCCCAGCGGCUCUGUGGAGGAAGCUGCCAGCGGCUGGUGCUUGUGAGCGGGAGAGCCGCGGUAACCAGCGACACGGCCGCACUGACCGAGCUUCUGAACCUGUGCGCGUCGCGGUAACGCAACUCCUGCUAUUGCAAUAUUCUUGUCCGAUUUUUAAGGAAAGCAUUGUAGCCAAAAAUUUUAAUUAGAGCAUAAUAUUUGAGAAUGUUUACAAAAUAUCACACUUUGAAAGUAGCGGUACUAAUGAAAUUAUUUUGCCAUUUGAGGAUUUUUUUUUAAAAGGUAAACACUUAAAUGGCAGAAAAUAAAAUUGUUUGAGACAACAAAAAACUAAAUCGGUUUGUAAAAUCUGUAAUCUAAUUGUGGUGCCUGUAAGUAUUGAAGAGCAGUUUUAAGUGUUCUGUUCAGUUCUAAUACCACUUUAAAUGUCAUUUUGGUUUAAUGAGAAACACUGGAUAACAUUUGUUCGUUUUUUUAGAAUAACUGUGUUUAUAAGACAAUGUAGCAAUAUAGGUGUGUUGUCACGGCUGAAAGUCAGUUCAAUGUAUUUUUGUUUCCUCUUUUAAUCAUUUCUAUUCAACUAUUUUCACGUUCCUAUGGAAGAAACGUCACACUGUAGUUGCACUGCACUUAAGAGGGAUUGCUUUUCUAUACCUCUUUGUUUAUUAACUUUACUGUAUGGGGAUGACUAUUUUAAACUAAAAUAAAAGCUUUUCAAAUUACAA